Molecule: messenger RNA, 1646 nt
Organism: Lycium ferocissimum
Lineage: Eukaryota; Viridiplantae; Streptophyta; Magnoliopsida; Solanales; Solanaceae
Product: probable transcription factor GLK1
Exons: 7
Coding region: 451-1491 (346 amino acids)
Biological process (GO): positive regulation of DNA-templated transcription
Cellular component (GO): nucleus
Molecular function (GO): DNA-binding transcription factor activity; transcription cis-regulatory region binding
Source: RefSeq, a predicted model, not a curated record
GCAUUCAAGAACAAGCCAAAACAAAUUACAGACACACCCUCUACACAAAUUGUGGUGGACAUCAAAUCUUUCGACGCUCCACACUCCCUUUAUAACUUACAUUACUCCAACAACAGCAAAAAUGAAACAAAAAAGAGUUUCAAUCCACCCCAUAAAAAAAUCCUCUACUUAGUUCAAAAUCCAAACUUAAAUUCUUUCUGAUUUAGUGUCUACAAUUUCUGCAUCCUAUAUUGUUGUUUUGCUCGUUCGCCAUAAGAGGGGCCGAGGGGGUGAAAGAGUCGUUCUUUAUUUUCAAGAUUAUAAAUCCCUCUACUUGUUGAUAUUCUUUGAGUGACCUGAUUACUUGUUAAUCUAUCUUAUUUAAGAUUAUAAAUCCAACAUUUUAAGUAGGCUUACCUGGAUACCCUUUUGGGUAACUUGAUUGAUUACCUACUGUAGGAGUUUUUUGGGAUGAUGCUUGCUGUAUCUGCACCUUUGAACUACAAAAACGAGAGGGAAAAUUAUGAUUUAUUCCAAGAUUUUCCCGAUGGGAAUUUAAUCGACACCAUCGAUUUCGAUGACCUUUUCGAGGGAAUCAACGAUGGAGAUUUGCUGCCGGAUUUGGAGAUUGAUCUUGCUGAAUUCUCAGUUAGUAGUGGUGAGGAAUCUGAUAGUAUGAAUAAUACUACUACUUCUAGAAAAGAAGAAGAAGUGCAAAAAGCUCCAUCAUCAGAGCAUGAACAGAAGAGUGAAGUAAAUGUCAAAUCCAAGUCAAAGAAGAAUGAUAAAGCCAAGAAAUCAUCUGGACAAAUCAAGAAUCCUGAAGGCAAGAGGAAAGUGAAGGUGGAUUGGACACCAGAGCUGCAUCGAAGAUUUGUAAAAGCAGUAGAGCAAUUAGGUGUAGAUAAAGCAGUCCCAUCAAGGAUUUUAGAGCUUAUGGCAGCUGAUGGUCUCACUCGACAUAAUAUUGCUAGCCAUCUUCAGAAAUAUCGAGCCCAUCGAAAACAUUUGCUCGCGAGAGAAGCUGAGGCAGCAAGCUGGAGCCAGAGGAAGCAAAUGUACAGUGGUGCCGCCGUUAUCGAAGGUGGAGGAAGGAGAGAUAUGAUGAGCACAUGGCCUGCACCACCAACCAUGGGUUUUCCACCUAUGCAUCAUGUUAGAACCUUACAUGUUUGGGGGCAUCCACCUACAAAUAAUUCUUUUUGGCAUCCACACUAUCAAGGAGUAACAAAUUCUCCUACACCAGGCACUCCUUGCUUUCAUGCACCAAUAGCGCCCACGAGCUUUGCAGCUCCUCUUAUGGUCCCGGGUAUCCCACCACCCCCUGCCAUUAUCAAAGUUGACAACGGAGUAGGACAAGUUCACCCGUCAAAAGAGUGCAUAGAUGCAGCUAUCGAAGAUGUUUUAGCAAGACCAGAACUGCCACUGCCCCUAGGACUCAAAUCUCCAUCAAUUGACAGUGUGUUGAAUGAAUUACAACGUCAAGGAAUUACUAAAAUACCUCCAAACUGAUUUUCUAUAAUUAAUUUCAGGCAGCUAGCAAAGAGGGAAAUUAAAACCCCCCUUCAAUUCGACGACAUUUCUUGCACUUGAUGUAUGAUGAACUCAAAUAAUCUACAAUGAAAAAAGAAAAAGAAAUCAUAUAUAAUGCAAGUCUUGUUUUCUCA